ACUUUCAGGACCAUUUAUGAACGGAGCGUCACUGUGAGAUAUGAGUAUGCCACCCUUCAUUUUUGCAUGUAUACAGGCGUUGAUUAACUUCUUCUGACAUAACAUACAGCGUCUCAGAAUGGAGAUGUUCAGCAAAGGACAAAUCAAUCGGCAACAUACAGAUAAAUCCCAGGCCCCUAGGAGACUUCGGUCUACUUGCGACCGUUGUACAAUGCUCAAGGUUCGGUGCGACAAGAAGAAACCCCGUUGUGAACGAUGUGAAUCCGUUCAGCAACAUUGCGUCUAUGGUCCGUAUCGAUGGAAAGGGCGCUCGACAGCAACCCAAGCUCCACUCUCGAGUUCUUAUAUUCGAACCGGAAGACAAGUUCCUUUUAAAGCAGUAGAAGGCUUUGAUCAAUCAACAGCUCGAGAUUUACAAGUAACUGAACACAUGAUUCCUGAGGGGCCUGUGAGCUCAUUGCCGGAGUUCUCUCUAUUCCCAGGGCUGGAACGCGUCUCAUUUGACUUCCACGGUCAGCUUAAUGCUAUGUACCUUGGGAAAGAUGAUAAUGACAGGAACGGAUUAUCGGCUAGGCCAGCUCUACUGGACUACUUCGGCCCGACAACAAACAGCCUAUCGGGUCAAGUGGAUAUCAAGUCUUUAGCUUGCCUGGGAGGAAGUGAAUCGCAUCCCCUACAGGAGGCGGGCGAGUCAGAGUCUUAUUUUUCAUCCCCAGAUUCCUGGAUAUCAAGAAGUAUAUGCCCAUGUGGUAGUCUAGCAUUCAACAUUUUGCAAGAGAUGUACCGCGCUGAAGACACAUGUCGAUUGGAGAGAGGCUCUCGCCUGCCAUCGAACGACCACAUUCUGAAGAUUAAUCGCACAGCAGCUCAAAGCCUUGAGCAGCUUCUAUCUCGAGACUGUACCGACUGCCGUGAGGACAGCAAUAUGCCUUUCUUGAUUGUAACCACAAUGUCAAAAGUCCUAUCAUGGUACCAAGCAGUGUUCGAUCGCAUCAAUCAGCAAUCACCCACCAAGAGCCCUGUUAACCUUAUGGAACCUCUGCCGGCUACACCAAUAUAUUUCGGCGACUUCGAACUUGAUACUGUUGCUGAGCAGCGUAUCACAGCUCAGGUCCUGCUUUGCGAGCUUGGGUAUGUCAGCAAACUUCUGACCAUGAUACGAGAGAGUGCGCUUGGAAGAUUGCACAAUGAGCGAGAACCGAUGGGCACUCUUCUUGGGGCUGUUUCUCACUUUCUAUUGUCAACUUUGAAUGAUCUAACAAGCAAAGUGGAUGAAUUUUGUACCUCUAAACAGUCCUUUCUCGUUUGCUAGGAAGGCAAUGGUGCAUUUCCGAGGCAGUGUUCAGAUAUUUGGCUGCCUAGUACUGUGUAUAUAUCCUGCAUACCCUUACUGUGGCUGUUUCCGAGGUACCUAAGUAGGCAACGACUUGACGUCUAGACUGGCAUAAUAAGGGCUAAACUGGCUCAACUGUAUUAGAUUAGCCUAGCUUAAGCCCUUUUGUUUCCAAACAACUCCACGUUCCUUUGGUCCCGUUAUUUACCAAGGGACUACCUCCACUGUACCUCCAGAGGAUGUGAUUCUAGAGAACUGCAAUUAGACUCGAGCUUAGCACAUAAGAUCCUGUACCAGACAGGGCUGCCGGGCUGUAUUUAUUGUUUACGCCUUAUGUAUCGCCAACGACGCCAAUCGGCGUACGGUAGAAAGGAUUAUUACCAUCGGGUUUACCAU
Aspergillus pseudotamarii is the source of this 1729-nucleotide messenger RNA. RefSeq lists its product as uncharacterized. Bases 119 to 1312 code for a protein of 397 amino acids. Gene Ontology annotation, biological process: aflatoxin biosynthetic process; regulation of DNA-templated transcription. Lineage: Eukaryota; Fungi; Ascomycota; Eurotiomycetes; Eurotiales; Aspergillaceae. The record is from RefSeq and is a predicted model, not a curated record. The transcript has a single exon. Gene Ontology annotation, molecular function: DNA-binding transcription factor activity, RNA polymerase II-specific; DNA binding; zinc ion binding. Gene Ontology annotation, cellular component: nucleus.